Molecule: messenger RNA, 7645 nt
Organism: Phyllostomus discolor (pale spear-nosed bat)
Lineage: Eukaryota; Metazoa; Chordata; Mammalia; Chiroptera; Phyllostomidae
Gene: CAMK1D
Product: calcium/calmodulin dependent protein kinase ID
Exons: 11
Coding region: 421-1578 (385 amino acids)
Biological process (GO): peptidyl-serine phosphorylation
Cellular component (GO): intracellular anatomical structure
Molecular function (GO): calmodulin binding; calcium/calmodulin-dependent protein kinase activity; ATP binding
Source: RefSeq, a predicted model, not a curated record
GCAGGAGGAGGAGGAGGAGGAGGACGGAGCAGGCGGGUGGCGGGGAGGCGGAGAAGGGAGGCAAGAAAGUAGCAGAAAGUGAGGCUGGCAACCCGCGGCAAAGAAGCCGGGCGAGCGGCGGCGGCAGGAAGUCUGUGUCACAGGCGAGCAGAAAUACGAGCCAGGGAGGGACCGCGGCGGCGGCGAGAGUGAAAGAGGAAACUGCAGAAGAGGAAGCUCUGCCGCUGCAGCUAGUCUCCUCCGGCUCCAGCGCCGAGCAUCCCCGCGCCGCCGGCCCCGGCCCUCGGGGACACCCUGCGCCCGCGCCGCCGCCCCUGCGCCCCCGCCGCCCGGCGCCCCCUCCUCAGCGUGUCCGCCCCGGCCCCACGAGCCCGGCCGCGCCGCCUCGCCACUCGCCGUGCUCGCCGCCUCUCGUCUGCCAUGGCCCGGGAGAAUUGCGAGAGCAGCUCCUCCUGGAAGAAGCAAGCGGAGGACAUCAAGAAAAUUUUCGAGUUCAAGGAGACCCUCGGAACCGGGGCAUUUUCUGAAGUGGUCUUAGCCGAAGAGAAGGCAACUGGAAAGCUCUUUGCAGUGAAGUGCAUUCCUAAGAAGGCGCUGAAGGGCAAAGAAAGCAGCAUAGAGAAUGAGAUAGCCGUGCUCAGAAAGAUUAAGCAUGAAAACAUUGUUGCCCUGGAAGACAUCUAUGAAAGCCCAAACCACUUAUACUUGGUCAUGCAGCUUGUAUCUGGUGGAGAGCUGUUUGAUCGGAUAGUGGAGAAGGGAUUUUACACAGAGAAAGAUGCCAGCACUCUGAUCCGCCAAGUCUUGGAUGCUGUCUACUAUCUCCAUAGAAUGGGCAUUGUGCACAGGGACCUCAAGCCUGAAAAUCUGCUGUAUUACAGUCAAGAUGAGGAGUCCAAAAUAAUGAUCAGUGACUUCGGACUGUCAAAAAUGGAGGGCAAAGGGGACGUGAUGUCCACGGCCUGCGGGACCCCCGGCUACGUGGCUCCCGAGGUCCUCGCCCAGAAACCUUACAGCAAAGCUGUUGACUGCUGGUCCAUCGGGGUGAUCGCCUACAUCUUGCUCUGUGGCUACCCUCCUUUCUAUGAUGAAAAUGACUCCAAGCUCUUUGAGCAGAUCCUCAAGGCGGAGUACGAGUUCGACUCCCCCUACUGGGAUGACAUCUCGGACUCUGCGAAAGACUUCAUUCGGAACCUGAUGGAGAAAGAUCCAAAUAAAAGAUACACAUGUGAGCAGGCAGCUCGGCACCCGUGGAUCGCGGGUGACACAGCCCUCAGCAAAAACAUCCACGAGUCUGUCAGCGCCCAGAUCCGGAAGAAUUUUGCCAAGAGCAAGUGGAGACAAGCAUUCAAUGCCACAGCCGUCGUCAGACAUAUGAGAAAACUCCACCUUGGCAGCAGCCUGGACAGUUCAAACACCAGUGUCUCAAGCAGCCUCAGUCUGGCCAGCCAAAAAGAUUGUCUGGCACCCUCCACGCUCUGUAGUUUCAUUUCCUCUUCGUCAGGGGUCUCAGGAGUAGGAGCGGAGAGGAGACCGAGGCCCACCACUGUGACGACAGUGCACUCUGGAAGCAAGUGACCGGCUCUGGAGGUGGGGCCCAGGGGCGGGGCCUCGGGCAGAGCCAGAGAAGGGAGUCCCCAGGGGCCACCAGUGCCACCAGCCACUCCAGAGUGACCCCACCUUGCAUGGUGCACCUUCCUGCACAGGACUGGAAGACAGAAGUUUUUUUAUGGCCAUAUUUUAUACUGCAAUUCUGAAGUGUUCAUUUCUCAUAGACUGUACUGACUCAAGGGAGCUGAUUUAAUAGGAUCUGGUGCUGUACAUAUGAAUCUCGCAAAGCUCUAAUGGAAUGAACUUUCUUUGUCCUCUCCCCGGCUUCUGUCACUUCUGCUCUUCUCAGUAUAGGCAACCGUCUAUGUUGUAUUUUUUCGUUAAUGACAAAAAGAGGUUUCAACUGGAUUAUUUAAGUAUUGGUAAAUAUUGUGCAUUAGGGUUUUUUUUUCCUUUUAAGAUAUGUGUCCUUGCAAUCCGUACUUCUUGGUUACAUGACCUGUAUCUUUCGCUUGUUGGUAGUAGAGUUUUAUGUUAACCGUUAAGAGAUUUUGUUUCCUCCCAGUCAAAUUUCAAGGUAUUGGAUAUUUUUUGAGUUUCUAACAUGAGGAUUGAGAAUCUGUGUCCAAGGUGAAGAGAGCACUUUACUCCUAUCCCUUCUGUCUCUGCCCCACCCUGGGAGGGGCAGUGCUCUAAGAAGACACCUGGGCGCUUCUGCGGGCCUGUCUUCUCUCUGGGCGCUUUAGGAGGGAACCUGCCGAAACCCUUCCUGGCAGCUCCUCCAACACCUCCCCCACCAACCAGAGAAAUCGAGGGGCCUCUCAUCAUCAGCGUUGAGAAGUUAAGAAGCCUGCUCCCCCAAGACUGAAGGUUGAAGACGUGCUGUGAAGGGGACACCCGCCCAGCAGAUGUGUAAGGACCUUCCUCACAAAAGGAACGAGGCACCGUUCCGUUCAAAGGGAACUUUCCACGCUGCUUAUUUCUCAUGAGGGGGUAACCCAUGAAAGCUCUGCUCUCAGCUAUGCAGUUUUCAAAGUAAUCUCUCUUUCUCUCUGUUUUUUAAAAAUGCAUUUCUAAUCUCUCACUUAAAAUGACCUCCAAGUCAUGUAAGUUGUUUCUGCAUAUUUUUACUCUGUUCUUGUACGAAUAUUAUCUGGAAGAGGAGAGGGAAAUGGCGUUGGAAAAGAAUCCAUUUAUCUGGGGUGGUGAAGAGAGUUGACUUGCCAAGCAAGCAGGACACGGGCUACAGUGAUGGCCAGAGACUGUCUCAGCCAGGCUCAGCUGGCGCUUAAAGCUGUCCCUCUGACCAGGGCUAUCAGAAAACCAAAGACCUGUGAUGGGGGCGUCACCAAAGGUCCCAGUCUGCCGGGGACUGAAGGGUUUCCCAGGGUGUAGGACUCACAGUGCUCAAACUGGCAAUGGCCUGGGCAAGCCAGGCCACAUUGUUCACCCAUGUGGUGGAUAGAUGUGCAAGAUGAGCAAGCACAGUGUGAGAUCCAGAGCAAACCACUUUUCAAGGGGAAUAAAAGCAUGCUGUCUCAUAGAGGCAGGCAGGUGUCUCCAGAAGCCAACUUUGCAAAAGCUCUCUGUCGACAGCCAUGCAGUGCCAGGAGCCUGCAUUCCGCACGGUCCCUGUAGGUCUGUGUGUCCCUGUGGGUCCACUGUUGUCCUCACGCCCUGCUCCUGCAGUUGGCCAGAUUUGGCAGGUCCUAUGGGCCAAACAAAGGUGGGCCAAGUGUUUGUCACUUGCACAUCUUUGCCUGUGUCCAGGCCACGUGUUUAGAGGUAGCUUCCCCAACACGCGCACACGCAGUGUCAGCAGGUUCAGUGCUCCCUUCCGCCUCCUGUGGGAUGGCGGUGCAGGUCACAUCGGAGCAGCUCGGAAGGCAGGCAGCGGGUCUCUCCUGUUCCCACACACGUCACAGGCACUCAGCCCCUGGGCAGGAAUCCCACUUGGCAUCUGCCACACAUGCAGCCAGAGUAAAACCAGGCUAUCGCUCUUUGAAAUCUGUAUAAAGCCUGGAAAACUCUAAGAUGACAACAGACCCAGUUAAGAAACAAGCAUCAACUGAGUUGGAUAUGCAUCAAACCCACCCCUCAGCCUUCAUGCAAUAAAAGCAUGAAUCUUGUACAUGCAAAGAGAAUCUGAGGAAAGGUAGGCAUCUCUCCAGGAGUUUUAGUAGGAUGUUGCUCAUUAACGAGUAUAAUGGGACAUUUAAGUUUCUACAGCAUAAGAAAACAAGGAAUUAGAUGUUAUCAGGGGGUGAACAUUUGCCUGAAUUUGGUACCUACAACGUGGGCCGUGUAGUCUUCAGUUCUUGGUUCUGUGUGUGAUACGCAGGCGGUUAGUCGCAUUGGAAAGGCAACAUUUGAAGCCAAAUUCUAUUACUGGUGACUAUUGUUUUCUGGAGCUGUUAUGUGGUGUGCAUGUUAUAUUCACUUCGUCUGAAAGUCUGUCUUACCUGGAAAGUGCAGAACAGCCGAAAGGUGGGCACAGUGGCCAGUGCCCUCUGUGGUUGGGGUCGGCUCCUGGUGGCCGUGCUUGGCCUGUGACAUGUCAGGACUCGGUCUCAUAGUGCCGUGCCCGGGGAUGGGGACGGGUUUCAUCCCAAAGGUUGAACUUGACAUCAGGCAAGUCCAUAGCAUCUCAAUGCCACCAGAUUUAGAUCAUUUCCUAUUGUUUUAUGAAGAGGAGAAAAUAAUUACCGUAUGGGAGAACUUUUGACCUUUAGGGAGAACAUGAGAGGUAUAAGGCUAGAGGUUCUGUUUCAGGUGUGUUUGGUAUUACUUAUGUCUCAUAACCACAAGGGAAGAGAGCCCAGAAUGUGCCUUUUGUUAAGACCUGCAGGGUGAGUGGCAGAGUCCCAAGACCCUCGCUGAAGUCUAAUUCCACCAACAGGAGCUGAGCACCUCAUAGGUGCUCCAGCUUAUACCCGCCCUUGAGCCACUGUGUGGCUGAGGCUAAGGGUGGACCUCUGGCCCCCACCACAGGCUUCCUCUCCACCCAAGCCCCCCAUUUGGUCUCUUUCACCUUCUCAGAGCAAGUGGAUUUUUUCCUCACUUGAAUAUUACAUUCAAAACAGUGUCCUCGAAUGGCCUCCUCAGCUGCCUGUCUGUGCCUCCCUAGCUCCCUGACCUCCAUCUCGCCAUGAAAGCCAUAAGUGAAGCUAGCACUUGUCUGGAACAGUGAGCAUGUGCCCACGUGCAGGCCCCAGACUGACCGGCAGCACGCCGCUAGCCAGGGCCCGGGAGCCUAGACUGCUCACUGCCGUCCCUCAGAGAGCAUGCUGGGCUUUGGGGUGUCAGGCUGGGGUCAGGUAGCAGGAGCUGGAGCUGAGAGGGGCAGUGUCUGCCCAUGUGAAGUGCCCAUGACCAUGGACACCCUCAAGAAAAGAUGCCCAGAGGAACUGACAGCCACGCCAGGCUGCUCCCUGCACUUUCACCACCUCCUACUGCCCCUGGCUCCCAGGAGAACAGAGGGGAUAUGUCCUCUUCACAUUCCCUUUUCAAAGAAAAUUGCAGAAAGCAGGCCCCCCAAAACCACUCAUGGCUCUGCAUUCUUGACUAUGGCGGUGAUGCCAGUCACUUCUAAAAUUCUACCACCAGAAUGGAGCAGCUCCCCCUGGCACGGGAGCCUGGCCUGCGAGAGGGACCCACUCUUCAGCUAGCUCUUAGCAUAGUGUCCUAGGAACUUGGCAGUCAGCUUGGGACUAAAGAAGACACCCUUGGCUAAACAGGCCAGGCACUGGCACUGCAGAAGCACGAGCCAUCUGGUGAAAGGGAUUAGGCACGUGACCCUAAGACUCAGUUUACCUGCUCAGCACUAAUCUCAUCCUGUUCAUUGCCUACCUUGGUGCCCAGCGUGUCCUGGAUGGAUUGUGGGUGGGAGAGGGAGACUCAACUUUAGAAUGAAAGGCAAGGACAGCAGAGAUGAAGGGAGCCCAAGGGACCCCUCCUGAAAGGGGACUGACCCUCUCCCUCAAGGAGCAACAGCUUAAUCUGACUAACCCGCUGGGGUUUGACAGUUCAGGAGCAGGUUCAGGCAGAAAGAAAAGACUGUAUCCCAGGGGAGAUAACUAGGUGUUGUUAAGGCUGUGGCCCUGUGGCCCCAUGGCCCCUUGGCCCACCCGGAGCCUGGGCUGCUGUCACUCUCACACUGGAGAGGCCACACCGAACCGUCAUCGCUCCAGGGCUGGAGACUGGAGGGCUGGGCCAUCGCCUCUGUGCUCCUGCAGGCAAUGCCCCCUACUCUGUGUGAUCGUCACAGCACACUGUGGGGUUUCCUUUGGAAUUGAGAAGGGGAAGCAAGGACUGGCAAAGGGCAGCUCCCCUCCCCACCCCGCUUCCACAGACAGAAAUGAGAUGCACUCUCCCAGGGUCCCACAUUGCUUCUGGCCAGCGAAAUGAAGGUCAUUUUGACUCAACCAGCGCACGAAGCCUUUGCAUGUUCUCCCGAAACGAUGCCACUUGUUCUGUCUACUCACACUCGGCAGUUUGCCUUUUCCUUAACACAUUCCAGACCAAAACACUGUUUAGUUUGUCUCCAAAACAAAUGUAUAACUGUACGAAUCCACCAUUCUUUGCGGGGGAGGGGGGCGUUGCUCCUGGUUCUAGUUGGGGACUUCAAGUGUACCUGGCAGUUGCAAAACAAAGUAUUCCUCCAGUACUUUGGCUUUCAGAAUCAAAAAUGUUCGGAUAGUAAAGGCAAAUUGGGGAAACAGAUCCUAAAAGGAGAGAGACACUUCCUGAAGAUUCGAGAAAACUGGUCUGCAGGUGAGCCAGCUACUGUGGACAGCCCACGAGGAGGAGAAAGAGGAAGACAGAGGCCCACACCCUCCUCAGCCCAAACCUCCAUUGUGGUCCCCGUGCCCUGCGACCUGCCACCCAGGUGUGGGCGCAGCAGCUGGCCCCACUGCGAAGAUGGCCCUGUAUGCUGGCCGGGGCCUGGCCCGAGGCAGGUGGGCAGAGCGGCGCCCCAGCCUCCCCGGUACCUGCAGCAGGAGCAGCCCCACUUGUGGCCCCGGGGCCCCACGUCUACAAACCCAGAGGCUGUGCAUUUGGCAGCCAAACCCACAGCAUGUGGCUGCCAGGUCUGGUUUUGUGGACAAAGCGAAGUGUGGAAUGGCUUCUCUGUAUCUUUCUACACCAAAGGGACAAACUGUUGCAUUCACCCUUUGUACUAAAGCGCUUCUGCAUUCACCACACUCAUUUUUAACCUUUUGGUCUCCAGGGAACUUCUAUGAUGAUUAUGUCUUCUGAUUAUUUACUGAAUUAUUUUACUCAGAGGUGAUUUUAUUUUCUUAUUGACAGGAAAAAAAGAAAACAAGAGGAGUGUUUGAGGCAUUAGCUGUAGCGAUAAAAUGUCACCAGGGACUCAAAAGCCCCAAACACUAGAUACAUUACUUCUCAGAGGGAAACCUUAAUCUGGACAAGCUGAGGUUCCUAGGACUUUGGAGAAGGCCUGCACUUUGGGGAGCAGGGUGCAGCCAGCACUGGCAGCGGGCUGGGAGGGGAGGGGAGGGGAGGGAAGGGAAAGGGAGCUGUCUGUGCCCUUCUCCCCAGGACACUUGGCCUUCAGAGUGGUGGGAGACGCUGUCCAAAUGGCAACAGAAAUGCUUGGUUUUCAAAGAGAGCGUUUAUCUUAGUCCCACGCUCAUGUUGGAAGACAUAAAAGAUACAUUCCAUCCAGAAUCAAAUUUGGGGCAAUUUCUCAAUUGGCUUUGGUCACUACACACAGUGUCAUCGCCCCUCUUGCAGCUGUCCCAGCACUAAGCAUGUUUCCCAAAAGCUUCCGAUGUCAAACCCAGGAAUGUCCCCGUGUCUGUUAUUACCGGGCUUGCAAUUGGUUCCACUUUUCCAUGAAAACAUGCUCGUCCAAAAGAAGGGAAACUGUGCAUUUAGUCCAUGCAUGUAACAAACUCUGCAAGAAGUUUAGCCCUCAUAGGUUUGCGGCUCUGCAAAAAAUGUGAAUGGGCUACGUAGCAGAUGAUUCUCUGCCUUGACAAUCAUGUACACAUACCAAGGUUUCUAUCAUAAUGGCAACGAGACCGAUGACUUCUUGUUUUCCUCCAAUAAAGACGAUUAAUCACCUUUA